Messenger RNA from Mixia osmundae IAM 14324, 945 nucleotides. RefSeq lists its product as uncharacterized. The record is from RefSeq and is a predicted model, not a curated record. The transcript has a single exon. Gene Ontology annotation, cellular component: peroxisome. Lineage: Eukaryota; Fungi; Basidiomycota; Mixiomycetes; Mixiales; Mixiaceae. Bases 1 to 945 code for a protein of 314 amino acids.
AUGUCUGAUGGUGACAAGGCUGUCGGCUUCGAGAACUUGCCGCUACCCGUCUCAUGGCAUCAGAGGGACCUGGUACUCUAUGCCGCGAGCAUAGGCCACAAAGCGGACGAGCUUGACAAGGUUUACGAGUUGGCGAAAGGUUGGCAACCCUUUCCGACGUAUCCGCUCGUUCUGUCCCUCAAGGGAGCGACUUCGAGCAUCAGCAAUUUCGCAAAGAUCAAAGACUUCGGCAAGCCCGUCGACGGUCUGCCCGCGCUGGACCCAAACAAGGUCGUUCACGCCGAGCAAACGAUUGAAGUCCUCAAGGCCAUCCCUCUCGAGGCGACAGGCUGGAAGCUCAACAGGCGGACAGUAGGCUUGCACGAGAAAGGCGGAAAGGGGCUCCUGCUUCAGAACGAGGCGACGCUCGUGGAUGAGUCGGGCCAAGUGUACACUCGGAUGAUCUCGACAAGCUACCAUUUUGGCAAGUUCGAUGCAUUGAAGGGAUAUAGCAAGUCCAUCGUGCCCGAAGGUACGCUCAAACCCGCCGGCAAACCGCCAACGCGCGAUCCCGACUUUGUGCAAUCAGAUCCGACAUCAGCAGAGCAGGCGAUCCUGUACCGUUUGAGCGGCGACUACAAUCCACUCCAUAUUGAUCCACAGAUCGGACAGCGGCUCGGCUUCGGCGGCGUGAUCCUGCACGGCCUGUGCUCGUAUGGCUUUGCGGCUCGCGCGCUGGUCAACCGAGUUGCAAAGGGCGACAGCACUCGCUUCAAGAAGAUGGCUGCUCGGUUUACGUCGCCCGUCAAGCCUGGGGAUACCCUCGAGACGCUCAUCUGGACCGAGAAAGCGCAAGACGGCAGUGGCGAUAUCUCUGUCGGCUUCGUGCAACGCAUCAAAGAGAAUGGCAAGCUGUCAUUGGGAGGCGGUGUCGCUCUAUUCUCAGGCGCAGGCCAGAAACUGUAG